Messenger RNA from Salvelinus namaycush (lake trout), 1175 nucleotides. RefSeq names its product lens fiber membrane intrinsic protein-like. The transcript is spliced from 4 exons. The coding region runs from base 1 to 522 and encodes 173 amino acids. The record is from RefSeq and is a predicted model, not a curated record. NCBI's taxonomy places the organism in Eukaryota, Metazoa, Chordata, Actinopteri, Salmoniformes, Salmonidae. Gene Ontology annotation, cellular component: plasma membrane. Gene Ontology annotation, molecular function: structural constituent of eye lens.
AUGUACAGCUUCAUGGGCGGAGGGCUGUUCUGUGCAGGCGUGGGGAACAUCCUCCUGAUUGUUUCUACGGCAACCGAUUAUUGGAUGCAGUACCGGCACUCCAACAGCUACAUGCAUCAGGGCCUGUGGCGGUACUGCAUGCCAGGGAAAUGCUUCACACACAAUGACAGCAUUGCCCACUUGGAUGCCACCCGAGCACUUAUGAUCCUCUCUCUCCUGGCCUGUUUCAUUGGCAUCAUUAUCGGCAUCAUGGCCUUCAUCCACUCCUCAUUCUUCAACAGGUUUGACAAAACCUUUGCUGCAGGCAUUUUGUUCUUCAUCUCAUGCUUUUUCGUGUUGCUGGCAAUGGCAGUGUACACUGGCGUGACGAUGAAUUACUAUGGUAAACGCUAUGGCAACUGGAGGUUCUCCUGGUCCUUCAUCAUCGGCUGGGUGUCAGUGGUGCUGAACUUCUUUUCAGGUAUAUUCUAUAUGUGUGCCUAUCGGAUGCACGAAUGCCCCAGAAACUCAAACUCUCACUAGAAGACUUCCGAAAUUAUAAUCAAUGCCUUAUAUUGAGAGCUUGUGGCUGUUCCCUGAAUUUGAGAGUCAAGAUGGAUCCAUCCACUAUUUACUUUUGGAACAUGGAUUAUAGUAUUUCAAGUGAUCUGAAUAAAGGACGCUGGGGAUAAACGUGUCUCCUUUUUAAUUAUUAAAUGCUUGUUCUUUUAUAUUUGCACGGCCCAUUUUUACACGUCAGAAAUAUUGACCAUUUUGAGUUCAGGUCUGAUAUGGUAAAGUAUAUACAUUAUCUGCAAUGCAGACAAACUAACACAAAUCUGGUCAAGUAAAAUUAUCCAAGUACUUCAAAUAAAAUGUGACAGAUGCAUAAAUAUACUGUCUCCUGUAUGUAGGUAUAGCUACUAACAAUCUAAUUACGCUUUAGCAGAGUUGGGCAGGCUUCAAGAAAUUAUAGAACACAACUGCCCAGGGUCAGGCUAUAGAAGAAUAGCAGUCAUUUUCAAGUGGGUAUCUUUUGGAAAAUGUUAGUAAUAGUUUUAUAGCAUGUAUGGGGAUGCACAAUAAGCUGCUAUGUUGAACACAUAUGCUAUUAUUACAUAGGCUAUCAUAAAAAACAUGUAUAUGUUUGGAUCAUACAACAAUGAUUUAAUCCUGUGGCAGGCAUUCUUGUACAA